Leptonychotes weddellii (Weddell seal) is the source of this 2031-nucleotide messenger RNA. The record is from RefSeq and is a predicted model, not a curated record. NCBI's taxonomy places the organism in Eukaryota, Metazoa, Chordata, Mammalia, Carnivora, Phocidae.
UCCUCCUCUGCAGCUGCCAGACCAGUUCCUGCUGCUGCUCAGGGAGAGCAUCUGGGAAGUACCUUGCUGACCACUGAGAACAUCAUGAGCUCAAGCUAUUGGAGUGAGAUGAGCAGCAGCAUCUGUGGAACUCCACAGCCCCCAGAGGUGCUACAGUGCCAGCCCCAGCAUUGCCACUGCUACCAUCAGUCAAGCCAAACCCAGCACCCACCAGAAAAAAAUGUAGUGUACGAGAGAGUGAGGACCUACAGUGGGCCCAUGAACAAGGUGGUUCAGGCCUUGGACCCCAUCACCUCACAGGAAGUGCUCUCUCCUCUCAAAACUGCCUCCUCCUACCAAAAUUUGGUUUGGAGCAACCAUUCUCAGAGCCUCACUUUUUGGCAGAGCAAAUGGUUAAGAAGAGGAAAAAGACGAAAAAUGACCUUCCUCAAUCAAAAUGGAUCUUUCUUUCUUUUGGGAAAGAAUCCUCCCAUCUCUCACAAAAUAAAAUCAAUUAUUUGCUUCAGCUGUGGAAAGCAACAGAUUAAAUUAGGUUACAAAGUAACAGAGUGGGAACAGAAACUGAACGAUGCCCAUAUGGAAAGAUACAUUUGCAAAUUAAGGACAAUUGAGGAUGUAGGUGAUUUAGGAUCCAGAGACUCAUCUACAUACCGACUUCCCCCCAACAUCCCCUGCGACAGUGAACCACUUCCUCCAUUCCUAAGAGGAGGCCAUUUCUUCCCAGGAAACAAUGUUAUUUAUGAAAAAACAAUAAGAAAAGUAGAGAAGCUAAAUAUGGAUCAGGAAUGCUAUCCACAGGUCCAAUGUCAUCAUCACAUUGUCCAACAGCCCCAGAUCAUCCACUCUCCACACUGUCAACAAUCCCAUUCUAGCCAACAAAUCGAAACCAUCACAAGAAGUGAUUCGAUUUCUACAAACACUGGAAAAGAACUGUGCCAUGGGGGAUCAAGCCAUAUACAUGAUCAGGUGAUAAUUCAAGAUGAUGGCCCUGAAAAGUUGGACCCCAAAUAUUUUGGAGAGUUACUUGCGGAUUUAAGCCGUAAAAAUACAGAUCUAUAUUAUUGCUUAUUAGAACAUUUGCAGAGAAUUGGAGGAAGCAAAGAGGACUUUGAGUCCACAGCUGAGUCAGAAGACAUUGAAUCCUUGAUUCCUAAAGGAUUGUCAGAGUUUACAAAACAGCAAAUUCGCUAUAUUCUGCAGAUGAGGGGUAUGUCUGAUAAAUCACUCCGGCUAGUGCUGUCCACAUUCAGCAACUUACGGGAGGAGCUUGGACAUCUUCAAAAUGACUUGACAUCACUGGAAAAUGACAAGAUAAGCCUUGAGAAAGAUGUGGAAUUCAAAGAAAAUCAAAUAAAAGAGUAUGAAGAACUCUUGGCAUCAGUGAGAGCAAAUAAUCGCCAGCAGCAGCAAGGACUUCAAGACUCAACCUCAAAAUGCCAAGUAUUGGAAGAAAACAAUCUAUCUCUUCGACAUACACUAUCAGACAUGGAAUAUAGACUCAAAGAACUGGAAUACUGCAAGCGUAAUUUAGAACAAGAGAAUAAAAAUCUUAGAAUACAGGUUUCUGAGACUUGCACAGGCCCGAUGCUGCAGAUGAAAAUGGAUGAGAUUGGCAACCAUUACAUGGAGAUGGUAAAAAACUUAAGAAUGGAGAAAGAUAGAGAGAUCUGCAAGCUAAGGACUCAAUUAAAUCAGUACCAAAAAGAUGUUUCAAGAAGAGAAGGAAGUUGCAGUGACUUCCAGUUCAAGCUUCAUGAACUGACAAGCUUGCUGGAAGAGAAGGAUUCCCUUAUAAACCGUCAGUCAGAGGAACUCUCAAAGUUGAGGCAAGAAAUGUAUUCAUCUCAUAAUCAACACUCCAGUGGUGGAAGGACUACUAUUACCACUAAAAAGUACAGGACACAAUAUCCAAUCCUAGGCCUCCUUUAUGAUGACUAUGAAUAUAUACCACCAGAUAGUGACACACAGACUAUUAUGAUUGAGAAAACAGAAGACAAAUGGACUUGUGUAAGUUCCCUUGUGUAUUUCUAA